UGCACAUUUAGCCGACUGUUUCACGUGGGAAUUCACAAGUCGAAAUUUUGGCCCAGAUUUUGAAGUUUUUGGAUAAUUUUUAGCAAACGGAUGCCAGUAAUCGAAAUAGAAGCCGAAGAGAAGCCAAGUUGGGCUGAUUUGGUAGAGGAAGGGGAAGCAGACCACAUACCUCCUUCAACAGAAGUCAUCAAUGGAGACACAAAAAUUGUUACAGAAUUUAAAAGAAAUGAAGAUGGAAAGCUUUUAAAGAUUGUGAGGACUUUCAAAAUUGAAACGAAAAGAGUUUCCAAGACAAUUGCAAAGAGAAAGUUAUGGAGAAAAUUUGGAGAUGCAAAGAAUGAUGGGCCAGGUCCUAAUCCAUCUACAACAACAGUUACUGAUGAUGUGUUCCUUAUUCUUACCUCAAACAAGGAGGACCUUCAACAAGAUAAUGAUGACCCGCUGAAAAAAUUGGGUCAAAGUGCACAGAAGAUUGUUCAGUGCCGUAUCUGUAAAGGGGAUCACUGGACAACAAAGUGUCCCUACAAGGAUCAGCUUGAGGUGAUACAAGCUCAGGUCAAAGAGGACGAAGCAAAAUCUGCAGCUGAUGCUGGAGGAGCCGCAGGAGGAGCUGGGGAGCAGCCACAAGCAUCAAAGACUGGAAAGUACAUAGCACCAAGUUUGAGAGAAGGGGCUGGAAACAGGCGUGGAGAGACCAUGCCAAGGUCACAGAGAGAUGAAACAGCCACAAUACGGGUGACAAACUUGUCAGAGGAUACAAGGGAAUCUGACCUCAUGGAACUCUUCCGCCCAUUUGGACCAAUCUCAAGGAUUUUCUUGGCCAAAGACAAAAAUACCAACCAGUCCAAGGGUUUUGCAUUUAUCAACUUUGUCCAUCGUGAGGAUGCCGCCCGAGCAAUUCAAAGUGUUCAAGGAUUUGGUUAUGAUCACCUUAUCUUGAGCGUGGAAUGGGCCAAGUAA
Molecule: messenger RNA, 960 nt
Organism: Stylophora pistillata
Lineage: Eukaryota; Metazoa; Cnidaria; Anthozoa; Scleractinia; Pocilloporidae
Product: eukaryotic translation initiation factor 3 subunit G
Cellular component (GO): cytoplasm; eukaryotic translation initiation factor 3 complex
Molecular function (GO): RNA binding; translation initiation factor activity
Source: RefSeq, a predicted model, not a curated record